AUGGCCCAGGAAAAAUCGGACUCGGUAGUACGCUUGCUGUCGUGUGCCCUUCACCGAAUCCGCACGACUCCUCCUCGCAUAAUUGCUUCGCCAGCAACUCAGCCUCGCCGGGCCGCUGUCGCCAUCAUUAUACGUGUAGUCCCUCCCCCCAAUACCGUCCCAGUCCCAGAUGACACCCCUCUUCCAACCUUAAACCAAUUCUUCGAAUUGGAUUGGGUCAAGGACCCUCUUGCAUGCCCAGAAUUUCUUCUUUUGAGACGUGAUGGCGCAGGCCCUUCUGACGCAGUUCCAGGGCGUGCAUCCGCAUUCCAGAACUUCACUGGCGAUGGGACUUCGAAAGGCAGUGGCAAGGCUGGAGCUCACGUUGCUUUCCCCGGCGGACGAACUGAAGAGGGGGAUGAAGGAGGUUCUUACACAGCCAUGCGGCAAACAUGGGAGGAGAUUGGCUUGGACCUUGCAGAGCGUGACUUCCUUUGUAUAGGUCAACUCGAUGAUAGAGAGAUUACUACAUCGCUUGGCAAGCGACUCCUCAUGAUUCUCUCUCCUUUCGUCUUCCUGCAGCUCACUCCAAAUCCACUCCCCACCGACCCAACGGACGGAACCACGAUCCACUGGGUACCACUUGAGACUCUUGCUAGCGCAGUUUUGCCAGGAAGUAUAGUCGACAAGAUGAACGCAAAGAGCAGGUGGUCCAGCGUGACCGUGGAUGCUGCGUCCAGGCUCACACCUCGACGUGCCGCCAUCUUGAAAAUAUUAGUCAGGGUUCUCAUAGGCAGCAUGCAGUUCCCCGCCAUAUUACUCGAUCUUCCAGAGUCCGACGCAAUACCAGGCUCAUCCACAAGCUCGAGUAAUUCUGCUGCACUCCCAAAUCGCGCACCAUACCCUCCACUGACGCAGGACAAGCUCGAAAAAGGAUUCACCGCUACCAAGUCGCUUUCAGGGAAGGACCGAAAUAAGUCGCGACAUCAACUCAAGCUAUGGGGCCUUUCCCUUGGCAUGACUCUCGACUUGAUGGCGACCAUGAUACCACCCCCGUCACCUCUCAAUCAACAGUUGGCAUCUCAAGAUUUGCAAAAAGUCUCCUUGCCUAGUCUGCACCUGCCCUUCCAUCCUGUAGGGGGUGAAGGGAUGCGCAUUGAUGCUGUUGCACCCAGCCUAGCUAGUGUCUUCCCUCGUUUCUCCUAUCCGGAUGUCAACUUCUGGAUCUGGGUUUUUGGAAAGCGUUAUCGUGAAGUUGUGCGUGGAUGGGAAGCCAGUGUACGCGAAGGAGGCUCUAAUGUUCGACGGGUCAACUGGUCGGGCACAGCACUGAAUACAUUCUACGCUGCGGUUCGCAAGGCUUUACUCGUAGUCUUGGUUCUUCGUGCGAUUGGUGUGCUGGUCGGUCUUGUAUUUGCUGGAUGGUGGGUGUUUGCAUGA
Messenger RNA from Suillus clintonianus, 1419 nucleotides. RefSeq lists its product as uncharacterized. Bases 1 to 1419 code for a protein of 472 amino acids. NCBI's taxonomy places the organism in Eukaryota, Fungi, Basidiomycota, Agaricomycetes, Boletales, Suillaceae. The record is from RefSeq and is a predicted model, not a curated record. Gene Ontology annotation, molecular function: coenzyme A diphosphatase activity. The transcript is spliced from 6 exons.